AUGUCAGGGAAUAUUGGAAAGAAGGAUAAAGAUACAUAUGGCCCUCGGAUUAUACGUACUUUGGGUUCUCAGGCGUUGGGUGGGCAUAUUCGUGGAGGCCAUGGAUCGCAGGGAAAUAAUACCAGGAUGGUUAGUGGGAGUCAGCCGUCUUCGUUAUCUGAGUCGCCAAUUAGUGUUGAUGUUGGAGCGUUGCAGGAUGAAGCUCAUGGGGGCUCUCAGUCAUCACAACAGGGGCAGCAGAAGCAGCAGCUGGUGCAGCAGCUAGGGCAGCAGUUAGGGCAGGUUCGUGGCGCAUUAUCGCCGACAAUGGUGCAGGCUUCUGCUACGCCAGGGUCGACACCGUUGUCUAGUAUGACCCCGAUGAGUUAUAGGGUUGCGCAGGCUUGUGAUCGCUGUCGGUCCAAGAAGACAAGAUGUGAUGGAAAAAGGCCUCAGUGUUCGCAAUGUGCAGCGGUGGGUUUUGAGUGUAAGAUCAGCGAUAAGCUAUCACGGCGGGCGUUCCCUAGAGGCUACACGGAGACACUUGAGGAGAGAGUACGGGAGCUAGAAGCGGAGAAUAGAAGACUGGUAGCGCUGUGCGAUCUCAAGGAGGAACAGCUGCGAUUGGUUUCCAAGUAUAGUGCAGGAAGUGUUGGUGUCGGUGUUGGAGGCCCUGUUACUGCUGGUACUACUGUUGGUAACAGGAGCAGCGUUAAUGGAGCAGUCAAUGAAAGUGCCUCUAGUACGGUAGGAAGUAUAGCCACUGCCGGAUCAACAGCGGGGCUGGCUCAUCAAAACAAAAAAUGUGCUGGCUCAGACAGCACGACUCCUGAAGAGGAUAGAAUUCUCCAGCAGCUUUCCAAGUCAGACGGUGGAACCCUUCGUGUGAGCUCCACAAACCUUUACUUACUGAAUAAGAAGACCUCAGGGCAGCAACAGCUGCUGCUUCCGGGUUCAGCAAACAAAAGUGAAGCCUUUCCAAUACAACCAGAUUCAUAUAAGCUACAGCAGCGUUCACAAUCAACUGCGUCUUCACAUGUUGCAGAUUCCGAUAACCCUGCCGAAUUCCAAAAAGAACAUCUUCAACCUCGAACUCUACCAAAUAUACCAGUGGCAUCUACAGCUAUUCCGUCAGCGCCUCCUGGUGUUACUGCAUACUCAUUGGCGAACCUCAAUGAUCCUACUUCUAUUUCGUUUGAGCAAGAUCAGGCCCCAGGUCUGUCUGCAGUGAAGGCUUUAAGUACUAUGGCUAACCAUGAACAGAGCUCGCAAUUAGCUACCCUUGUGGCCAUGUCCAUACCCCGCACAACUGAAGAAAUUUUGUUCGUACCACAACUAUUAGCCCGUAUCGGCCAAGUUCACGGGUUUACCUCGAAGCAAUGCCUUUACACAGCCUCUGUUCUAGCUUCACUAAAGGAAAUUGUACCCUACCAGACCUCUCCGGAGUUAGAAUUACUAAGAUCAAAAAGCCUCUGGGAAAUUGAUGAUGUAGAUUCUUUCUUAUCAAAGGGAUUACGUUUCAGCUUCCCCAGCGCUACGAGCGCGGAGAAUAAUAAUGAAGAACCUGGCUGCGGGGUCACAACCCGCGCUGUAGCGGAUAACACUAGCGCGAAUACUACUGCAGUAUCUACCUCCACAACUAAUGCUGCUGAAACUACUGCUGCUGUCAAUACUACCGGUGCACGUAAUGCAGAUGACGAUGGCACCGCGACGGCGACCACUAAUACCACUAAUAGUGAGAUUGAUAUAGCGACCACUAAAGUCGGUGGCUCGAGGAAAUCUACUGCAUACCCAUCAGGUCUUUCGUUCCAAGAAUGUGAUGAAAUGAUUCAUCUAUUCUUUGAUGAAUGGUAUAGUCUUAUUCCUAUUUUUGACAAGUCUGAAUUUGACAACUAUUGGCAAAAGUUUAAAGAAAAUGUCUCCACCCCAGAAUUCUUCACUUCAGGUGAUACAAUAUUCGCUAAACGUCACAAGUCCAUAUCUUACAAGAUCUUUGCAUGCCUGCUUGUUACCGUUGUCCAGAUGGGGUUAAUGACAAAGGUAAAACGUGAAAACUUGGGCCGCAGACACAAACUAAACAUUCUAAUGACUUACUACGAUCGAGCGCUAUCUCACAUAAUAACGAAUCCCUACUUUGGCUCUAAUUCCACAUCUAUACAAUCUCUACAACUUUUGUCGCUACUGCUUUUUUAUUUUCUGAAUGUUGGAGAUAUCUCUAACAUAUAUGAACUCAGAGGUAAGGUUGUUUCUUUUGCACAGCAGCUUAGACUUCAUCGUUGCCCUAGUGCUGUUCUUGGUGGAGACGGAUGUACUGUCAGCAGGAUCCAACAAGGUGAAAGACGUGUUCUAUUUUGGGGAGUAUAUUAUUUAGAUGUUUUUGCCUCAUUACAAUUGGGGGUUCCUCGUCUGCUUAAAGAUCAUGAAAUUGAAUGCGCGUUGCCGGUUUCUUCGGAUAGUGAUAGACAAGUAAACCUAGCUGGUCAGAUGAUAUCUUUAGAGGGCAAGAUGUCGCCGUUUUCAUUGUCUGUCAUACGAUUCUCAAAAGUACUAGGCAACGUUCUUGACUCCAUUUUUAAAAGGGGCAUGACAAUUUCAAUCACUAAAGAAGUUGCUCUGGUUCAUGAGAAUGCCCUCGACAACUGGAGACAUGGAUUGCCGGAUGGUUUGAGGUUCCAGCUAGAUGUUAAUGGUACUAUAAACAUGGAUGAAUUUAACCAAUUGAAACAUGAAUACUUGAACAACGAUAAUAGUAAAUUCAACAAGGAGAAUUUUAUAUUCAUGACAUUGUAUUUUUUGGCGAAAAGUAUGAUACAUAUUCCAGUAGUGGCAGGGAAACCCCCUGUUGACACUUCUGUACAGGAGAAAAACGAUCCUGCAAUCAGUAGGCAGGCGGACAGAUCUUCAUCCUCUUACAUUCUAUUACAGCAGGCAACUAACACAUUUUUAAAUGUGUUGACCUCAAUGCGGACGGCAUAUCUUCCUCUGCCAAUCAAUAUAUCCCGUGCAAAAACUCGAUUCGGCCUGUUUAGCGCCCGUGGAUCGCUUGAAUAUACCAAAGGAGGUGCUCUGUUCCAGGACAACAAAUCUUUACUGUUGAAUUUGAUCAAGGAAUUAGAAGUAGACAGGAAACUAGGUAUCCCUGGGACAAUAUCAUGGCAUAGUCUCAAACUGUUUGAUAUGGCAAUCAACUUAAUUUUACAACCACCAAAUACAAAACCAGAGAAAGAGGAGAAGUUAUUACAAAAAAAGAUUAGUUAUUACAACAAGUUAAUUGACCAUUCUGUUGGCAUGCACGCAUCUGUGAUUACUUCUGCUGCUAUCCAGCACCAAAGACAGCAGCAACAGCAACAGCAGCAACAGCAACAACAGCAACAACUACAUUAUAAAGAAAACAAAGGUAAUGGGGCAAAAAGGAAGCCUGAGAUUGGUAGUUCGACUACUACUAACAUGUCCCUGAAUAAGAGAGUAAAAAUGGAAGAACCUAGUGUAAAGAUCCCAACCUCGAAUGGUCCGCUGUCUGCACUUCAUGAAGAUGACUCAGAAAUGUUAGGUAAAUCUCUAAGGUCGAAUACCAUUGUAAGUGACGUUCCAACAGGUCAAAAAAUGGAAUCUGAAAUCCCUGUUAGCAUGUCCGCAACCAAUGCUAUUGCCGAAGCUUUUCAACUGGAUCCAGUUCUUCAUGCGACACCGUUUAGUAGCACAGACCUGACUUCCUUCUUGAACGGUGAAGUUGUUACCAAUGCAUCGAUGUUUGCAGAUACGAUGCAUACUACAGGUAUCGGUGGAGGAUUAACUGAUGUUUCUGGGCAUAACGGGUUGCCAAGCAACAAUUCGCUGUUAAACAUGUCCUCUAUAGGGUUUGGAAUUGGCAGUGGGCCAAGCCUUGCAAAUUUAUCGUCCAAAGAUGGGUUGUUUAAAGUCCCCAGUAAUGGAGAUUUCCUCAAGGAUUACUACAGUGGAAUGUCCUCUGCACAAUUAGCCUCACUCUUCGUCAAUGGUAACACCGAGAACGCUCUACAGAAACCAACAGACCACAGGCGAUACCAACCAUCGCAGUCUCAAGGGCAACAGCUUCAUCUUCAACCACAUCCCGAACCUCAACGGCAGCGGCAACAACAGCAGCAGCAGCAUCCAGACCACCAAAGGUAUCCCCUUGAAGACGAACCAGGGAUCUGCGAACAGUCCAAAAUUAGAACGGAAAAGAAAAACCAGCAACAAGGAUACGGCUUCGUAGUUGAUGCCUCUUUGGGUCUAGCUUCGUUGUUGGGAUGGUCACCCAAACCAGGCAAUGAUGACGCGAUAAUUUUAGGUUCAGACCCCAAAGAUGAUUCUGAACCAAAACUAAACACAGCAAGAUCCUUCACCACGGUGAACAAGCUUGACAUGAUUCCGACCCUAAUGAGCACCACCAAAAGCACAACUACUGCACCCUCGGAUGCAGGCCUGCCGUCCUCCAUACGCCCAAACCAGAAUCCUGCCUCAAUCAAGCUCGUCCAGAACCCUUUACCACUUUCAACAAGAAAACAAUUUGCCCAGGCAGGAAACCCCUCCAGAUACCCAUUCAGCCCAGACUUGUUACAAGAAGAUGGGAUGCUAACCAUAAACACCAGAUCCCCAAGAGGACCUAGGCGAUACUGGAACAACACUGCUUCCUCUACAGACCAACCCCAAAUUCACAAAAACAAUACCCAGCAGCAGUCACAACAGCUCGAUGAUAACAUAAACGACCUAUUCAAGUGGCAGAACAGCGGCUGA
Messenger RNA from Eremothecium cymbalariae DBVPG#7215, 4734 nucleotides. It is a transcript of the gene CAT8, whose product is annotated as DNA-binding transcription factor CAT8. Bases 1 to 4734 code for a protein of 1577 amino acids. The transcript has a single exon. Gene Ontology annotation, molecular function: zinc ion binding; DNA binding; DNA-binding transcription factor activity, RNA polymerase II-specific. Lineage: Eukaryota; Fungi; Ascomycota; Saccharomycetes; Saccharomycetales; Saccharomycetaceae. Gene Ontology annotation, biological process: regulation of DNA-templated transcription; DNA-templated transcription. The record is from RefSeq and is a predicted model, not a curated record.